AUGUAUUCUCAACGGGUAUUCAAGCGUAGCUUGCUCUUUGAACAAUUUCGUGAUGGCACGAAGAAGGGCACGCUCAUAGGUGACGACUCGUAUCAGCACGAUUUCUUCCUGAUCACACCAUCGCAUAUCUUCAAACCGAGGAUGCCAGACGGCGAGCAAGUGAAUGCAUUAGGUAGAGCCCACAAAAUUGUGGUGACAGCAAUUAAGCAAUUGAAAAGGCAGUUUCCCGUACUGGAUGGAGUUAUCAGGUGA
This is a messenger RNA of Cooperia oncophora, 252 nucleotides long. Lineage: Eukaryota; Metazoa; Nematoda; Chromadorea; Rhabditida; Trichostrongylidae. The record is from the annotation of a GenBank genome assembly.